AUGCACAGACCAUAUGUUCUCUCAACCUCCUCAAUUGCAAAUACAUAUGGAGCACAGUUGAUGUUUUUGGAAAGCAUGCCGUCAAAUUCAGGAGAACUUCGGACCAAUUCCUCACGGCCCGGAAAUCCUUCCUCAACGAGUCAUGUUAUCAUGCUCGCAAUGAUCUCUGAUUCGUUGGCCAUCGUACAGUGCCAGCAUGGAGCCUCAGUUUCCCAAUCGCGUAAUUUCUUCAAGGCUAGGCAGAUCCCAUUGCUGGUAGAAGAUCCGCAUACCUGCCUGGGUAAUGAUAUUUGGCAUAAACCAUCGACAAAAGAGCCAUCUAGCUGUGCGUGCAUGACGUUGCACAGUACCCAGGCAACGUACACCGCAGCGCCGCAGCAGCCAGUCAAUCAAAAAGUUAGGGCAUUAGGAAUAUGUACGGUAUUCCACAGAUGA
Molecule: messenger RNA, 435 nt
Organism: Morchella importuna
Lineage: Eukaryota; Fungi; Ascomycota; Pezizomycetes; Pezizales; Morchellaceae
Exons: 7
Coding region: 1-435 (144 amino acids)
Source: RefSeq, a predicted model, not a curated record